AUGCUAUUGCUAUUUAGCAGUAGCGUCGGACAACACCAGCGCUGCAAGCGCACGUUAGCAGUAGCGCGGGAUUUCCAGGCCAGCGCUGCUCUUGAUGGGCCACGCUCUCGUCCCCCUGUUGCAGCUUUAGCUAUAGCGCUGGGCCUCCUCCCCCGCGCUGCCGCUAAGCCCACCUAUGCUUCCUCCCGCGCCGGCCCGCGCGCCCCUCCCCUCUCACUCACUCACACUCACACGCUCACACUCACAGAUCGAAUCCCUCAAUCCCCCGAUCCGGCCGCCGCCCCCGCGUCCUACUCCGGCCGCCCUCCCCCGCGCGGCCCCUCUUCCCCCGUCGGCCAACCUUCCCCGCGCCGGCCCUCCUCCCCUGCCAGCCGCCCCCUCGCACCGGCCAUCCUCCCCCGCCGGUCGCCACCCCGCGCCGGCCCUCCUCCACCGAGCCCCGAUGACGACGGGUACGAGCUCUACAAGGGGCUCAUCCGCAAGCAGGAGCGCUUGUGGAUCGGCAAGAACACGGCCUUGCGCACCAAGAUCAUCAGCGCUCUGCAUGACAGCGCGGUUGGUGGUCACUCCGGCGCUACGGCCACCUACCAGCGCAUCAAGAAACUUUUCGUGUGGGACGGAUUGUAG
This is a messenger RNA of Aegilops tauschii subsp. strangulata, 627 nucleotides long. The record is from RefSeq and is a predicted model, not a curated record. Lineage: Eukaryota; Viridiplantae; Streptophyta; Magnoliopsida; Poales; Poaceae.